AUGACGAAGAGGAAGGGACGGCCCGACAAGCCGUCUGGAAAGGAGAUGACGGAGUUCAAUGAUGAAGAUGCGAGGAGGGAGGAGAUUCGAAGGGCGAGGGAGAAGCAGAAGGAGGAGGAGGUGCUGACGCUCAAGCGCAGCAUGGAGUCGGGCAUGGCGCAAGCCAUGAGGGACCAGGAGCGACUCAAGGAGGAGCUUCGCUUCUUGUAUCAGAUCGGAAACUACGAGACUCGUCCGUCUCUCUCUCUGCUGCCCCUCCUCCACACUCAUCCCCCUCUCCCUCACUACCCCCGUGGUAGUUCAACCCUGGUUGUUGCACCUCGCCUGUCUCUCCUUCCCCUCUCCGUUUCUUAUGCCUGGGACCCAGACACGCCCUAA
This is a messenger RNA of Closterium sp. Naga37s-1, 378 nucleotides long. The record is from the annotation of a GenBank genome assembly. Lineage: Eukaryota; Viridiplantae; Streptophyta; Zygnematophyceae; Desmidiales; Closteriaceae.